Molecule: messenger RNA, 4278 nt
Organism: Pelagomonas calceolata
Lineage: Eukaryota; Pelagophyceae; Pelagomonadales; Pelagomonadaceae
Source: the annotation of a GenBank genome assembly
CAGCAAUAUGAUGGCAAUUACGGCCGGCACGAGGACAGUGAUGGACGGCCAGGGCGCGUGGGCGCUGCAGGCGGCUGCCCAGUGAUCACGCAACCGGGGGGAAUUCCAGCGGUGGCGCGCAGGACCUGCCGGAGACGAAUUGGCACCAUGAGGCUGCCCAAAGUCCUGCUGAUGAUGGCAGCCGCCCGGGCCCAGGAGCUCGAACAAAUACGCCUCGAGUUCUUGGUAGAUCAUCUCCAGGAGACCAUGGCCGACGCCUGGGACGUCACGGGCACGGUGGCCGAGCUCGUCGAGUCGGCCGUGCCGGACCACCAAGCUGAUUUGGUAGGGGGCGCCGAAGCUUUACGCAAGGCCAUCUUCGCGUCCCUGCGCAUGUUGGCCGAAGAGGGCCGGGUCUACAUGAUGUACGCGGGCUUCGAGGCGGACGGGACCUUCUGCGGGUACUACGGCGAGGGACAGAGCUCGCGAGGCGACGACUACUACUACACGCUGCUGCGGGGCUGGGACUGCGCCUGGAACUACGUGGAUUCGUGCGCGACGGACUGCGCCGGGGACUGCGUUGCAGACGUGACCGUGCCGUGUGUUGAUGGCUACAAGGGCGCCAACCCCGAUUGUAGGCGCUACUACGACGUGUCCAGCGACACGGGCGUACCUGAUACUUGCGCCUCGGCCGUGAGCUGCACGACGUAUUUUGAUGAUCACUACAACACGGCAGUCUACGACCCGCGCAUGCGGCCCUGGUACACUAAGGUCAAUGCCGCGACGCCGCGCGCCUGGUCGAGCGUCUACCCCUUCGCGAGCGAGGGCGUGCUGGGCAUCACGGCGGCCUGGCGCUUCGCCAACAGCGGCGGCGGCGUCGUCGGGUUGGAUCUGAAAUUGGGCUCCAUAAGACAGAUCGUCGCCGACGCCUACGCCGCCGCCGACGGCUCAUUCACGCCGGCCUACGUGACGACGGCCGAUGGUUUAUUAGUGGCCGCCUCGGAUUCUAGUGUUGCGCUCGUGGAUGGUGACGGAAAUCCAGUAACCGCUACAAAUUGCUCGUCGGCCGCGAUCCGCGCCGGCGAGGCGUACCUGGCGACGUCAACCAGUUUCACGGGCCGGGCGGACGCGAUCCUAGAAAUAGAGGGCGUCCCGUACUGGCUCUUCCGCGGCGCCGUGGCCGACGCCUACGGCCUCGACUGGAGAGUCAUCGCAUUACAUACAGCCGCGUGCCGCGCGGGCUACGGUUUGCGGGGCAGCGCCUGCGCGCCCUGCCCCAAGGGCGCGGCGUCGGCCGCUGGAAAACCGUAUUGCGACGUCCGCGCGCACCACUACCGCUUCGUGGAGAACGCGGUUGAAGUGUAUGCGUGCCCGGCGCACGACGACGCCUGCCGCGGCCAGCGCGGUGAUCAUGGAGCCGGCGACGCGUUGUGCGCGCGCCGGGCGACGGGCCCGCUCUGCAUGAGAUGUAUGAGGGGGCACCACCGGGUCGUCACGCGGAACGGUAGAGCAAGAUGUAAAAAAUGUGGCGACUGGCGGUCCAUCGCGGGCGUCUACGUUUAUUUGGUUGUUUUUGUGGGCUUGGCGUUCAUCUGGUUGGCGUGGGCGCGCAAGGCGUUAGCGCGCGAGGUGCGGACGCUCGCCGACCGCUUACGAGCUAGAAGCCGGCUCCAGGGCUUCGACCGCGCGCUGCCGACGCUCUGGAUCGUGGCGCGCCAGGCCAUCUACGCGAUCACGGUCAUGUCUCAAGUCAGGAGCAUCGAGCGGUUGAGUCUGCCGCGGCCGUAUAGUCAUCUCAUGGACGCGCUGACGGCGUUCGCGAUCGAUAUUGAUAAAUACUUGGGGCCGUUGGCGUGCUUCGAACUUGGGUAUUAUCAACAAUUGAUAUUUUGGACUCUGUUACCUCCCGUACUGUUGAUGAUAGCGGUGUCCCUGACGGUCGCGUCGGUCUCGAUGCAUCAAUUACUCGCUAAACAUCGCCUGACCUCAAAAUUCAAGCGCCAGGACGAGUUCCGACGAUCCUCAAGACCAUCAUUGCAGGAAGCUUCAAGAAGGGCCUGGGAGGCCGUGCGGACGCAGAUUAAUGCUGUGGUUGCCUUUAGAGCAAAUACCCAUUACAAACCACCUAUACAAGAAGACAAGGUCGUGACGAUGGCGGACGCGCUACGUAAAGUCGUCACGGGCUGGGUCAUCCUGUGCAUCUAUCUCCACUCAUUUAUUUGUGGGGUCAUUUAUAAGGCGUUCGUCUGCGCAAGGCCUUUACAGAGUGAAAAGUUCUUGACGGGACGAGGUGAGAAAGCUUUUUUACGGGCGGACUACGGCUUGGUGUGCGGCACGCAAACACACAAAGCUUACGUAUUGUACGCUACACUAAUGUUAGUAGUGUACGCGACCUUCCCCGCUAUAUUAGCGUUACGACUUUAUAUCAACAGAAAAGACGGUAAACCGGACAAGUAUCUAGGGUUCAUGGUGUCCCACCUGCGGCCGGGCGCCUGGUGCCUCGAAUGCGUCGCGAUGUGGUAUCGCAUGGUGCUAAGUGGCGCCUUGUGGUUGUUUUUCCGGAGGGAUGAUGAUGUGGUGCGCUUGGGGUUGUGUGUGGUCUUCGUCAUCUUGUUCGUGGCCGCCAUCAGUUUUUUGCGACCCUAUGCCACGGAAGGUAAGAGGCAAGCGUGCACGAUGAUCCAGCACUCUCUCUUAAUUUUCUUCUGUCUGGCUAUUGCCGUCAAAGGUGAACUUUUCAGUCCGAAACGCUUCGCCUUGUUUGGCACUUUGGCGUUUGUCGCCACGAUUGGACUGGCGUGUGGCGUGGCCUGGCAUGUCUGGCGGGCCGACGUUCGAGCACUCGUGGAUGGCCUGCACGCCCAUAAGCUAGAUAGACUGGCACUCAGAAGGUUGUAUGAAGGGGCCGAGAAGGCGGUGAUCGGUGAAGCGAUCCUCGAAGCGGCGUUGGUACCGAUCGAGGGCGGCGUCGAGGCUAGUGACGAGCGCUGGGAGUUUGUGGAGAGCGAGCUGUUCGGGUCGCAUGGGGCGACGCGCGACGUGUUGCGGGACGUCUGGGACGACCCCGGUACCGAAGAUCUGGAGCCCUGGCUUGGGGCCGUAAGAGCCCAGGCGUCGCGGAAGCUCUGGGCGGAGAAUGAUGACACGAUGACCGUGGAGGCCUUUGCGAGUGACGUCGACGAGGCGGCGCCCUGGCUUCGAAAUUGGCUGCGACCCUUUGUGGAGAGGGCCUACGCUUGCGUCGCUGAAGAGGGUCCCUUGAAAUGUUGCGACGCGCUCUUGGCGUUCGACCUGGCGGUCAUUCACGCGCUGGGCGGGGAGUGCACCGUCGACCAGGUGCGCAAGAAGCUCCACGGCCUGGCGCACCAAGCUACAGAUAAAAAACACGCCUGGUCCUUCGCGCAUGGUAAGGUGGCGCCGGCAUCAUCAUUUUCUGAUGCUUUAAGAAGGGCAAGUCGUACUAUUUUACAUCAGCACGACGACCCCUACGCCUUCGUCAAGCCCGAGCAGCCGCCGCUGUGCUCGCGAUAUACUGUUUUAGCUAUCCGAGCCAAGGCCCUUGCGUUACAAUCAGACGACGCGAUGGCCCAGAUAGCUAGAGUGGCUUUGGAGGACGACGCAGGUCUCAAAUUGGUCGAACGGGGCUCUGUUGGUUUAGAGAUGAGUGUCGAGCAGCCGUCGCUGACGGAUGCACAACUGGCGGCCUACGUGCAGACGCUCGGCGGAUCAUCUUUAAGGGAUCGAGUGGACGCGGACGCGCUGCCGGACAUUUUGCACGAUUUAGCUGGUUGUGCUCAUACUUCUUUUCGUAAUGCUCUAGAGGCCAUCGUCAAGGCGUGCCCCGGCAGCUCUUUGCUAGGUGGAUGCGCGUCGGAUACCGCGGUCAAAUCUGUCUCGAGGAUGCGCGCCAAGGUCCACGAGUAUCGAGCCGAGGAGGGGGCGACGUGGCCGGCCUGCGCGCGCGUCCAGGAUCCGCUCCGCGCGACCAUACUAUGUGAAAGUAGUGCGGUCAUGCUCGCGGCACUGGAGCAGGUCGAGGCAAGACCGUUCCGGCUGUUGCGGCUGAAGAACAACCUCGCGAGCGAGAAGAAGCCCUUCAACCUCCACGCGGUCCUCGAGUACACUACAAAAGCGGUCGGCGUGCCGUUGGUCGUCGAGGUCCAGUUGUUGUUUGACGACCUGCUCCCGCUCUUCGAGCACACGCACAACCUGUACUCCGUCUACCGGGCGCGGUCGUUCGCCGAAAGGCACACGUGAUUGGGCCCCCAGGGCUCCCUGUGCUAAGUAUCUUUGUGUGAA